Helianthus annuus (common sunflower) is the source of this 1155-nucleotide messenger RNA. RefSeq names its product extensin-like. The record is from RefSeq and is a predicted model, not a curated record. The coding region runs from base 1 to 1155 and encodes 384 amino acids. The transcript is spliced from 3 exons. Lineage: Eukaryota; Viridiplantae; Streptophyta; Magnoliopsida; Asterales; Asteraceae.
AUGACUGAUCUUGAAGGCCCCACAUCUGUAAAAGUGAAGGUCAUUAUGCCACCCAGAUUCCUUCGAGGUAGAGGCAAAGGACCCGUGACAGGUCAUGAUCACGAAGCCGGGCCUUCGCACCGGCGAACCCCAUCCAUUACUAUGAGCACCAGCCCGCAAGAGCCCUGGAGACUCUAUGUCGAACCAGGAAGGCGAUCAGUAUCCCUUAGCUCCUCUCCUUCGUACCAACAUUCAUUUGGGCCCAAUUCUGAAAACGAGCCCAAUAACCAGCCUCCAGCUUUCAUACCUCUCCAAAGAUCCAAUUCUCACCAUUCUUUUGGCAGCCCAACACCCGUCUUCCAAAGCCGGUUUAACCCGGCUAACCUUUUGCCUGAACCCAUGGGUUUUAACCCACUCGGACCGGGAGACCACUUUCCAGAGGAAAACGACAUGGAUGAGGAUACUGACCCCGUGGAGCCAGCAUCAGGAACGCCGAACCAUCCCAUCGAGAUAUCAGAUGGGUCAUCAUUCCAUGGAUCGCCAUAUCGUGGUCCAGACAGCUACGAGGAAAGGUUCCGAAACAUUGACUGGUACUUCACACCGUCUGAACACUCGCAUCAUGAGCAGCAACAGGAUCCUUCAGUGGGUCAUCAAUUUGUGGCAGUCACGCCACCGCCGCCACCGCCACCAUCUAGUGGCAGCCAUUAUCCCCCACUUCAGGAGGAAGAAGACCCCUAUGAUGGUGGUCCGUCAAGCCCCAUACCAGAUGUCAACUCAGUACCUGUGGUACCACCUCUGGGUUUCGAUAACCCGAUUCCUGCAUAUGCUGGGUCAGCGGCGUACAACCCAUUUGAGCAGCCGGCACACACCCACUACAACUACAACUACGGUUAUGCAGAGGUAGAUCCAUACCUAGUAGCUCGGGAUUACAAUGCCCUUCAUCCUGAAGGACCAUAUGGAGGGCCAUGGACUACUGGUUACCCGACUUAUGGGUACCAGCAUCAGCCACCUCCUCCGCCGGUGUAUCAGCCGCCUCAGCCACCGAUUCAACAGGAAGUCCUUGAGAGGCUGAGCCAAGUUGAACAAGAAGUUCGUGAAGACCGCAAAGAGCGGCAAGGAUUCUUUAAGGGGCUGUCAGAUUUGCUUAAGGGGAAGUCGAAGAGGAGGGGUCAUUGA